Arabidopsis thaliana (thale cress) is the source of this 1911-nucleotide messenger RNA. RefSeq names its product Auxin-responsive GH3 family protein. The coding region runs from base 40 to 1803 and encodes 587 amino acids. NCBI's taxonomy places the organism in Eukaryota, Viridiplantae, Streptophyta, Magnoliopsida, Brassicales, Brassicaceae. The transcript has 6 exons. The record is from RefSeq and is marked reviewed.
CCAUCCACCUCGCCAGAACAAAGACAAUCAAAAGCAAGCAUGUUGCCAAAGUUUGAUCUAACAGACCCAAAAGCUAGCCUGUCUCUUCUUGAGGAUGUGACCACCAACGUAACGCAGAUUCAAGAUUCCAUCUUGGAAGCAGUACUUUCACGUAAUGCUCAUACCGAGUAUCUUAAAGGUUUCCUCAACGGUCAAGUUGAUAAGCAAACCUUCAAGAAGAACGUACCCAUUGUGACCUAUGAAGAUAUUAAGCCUUACAUCAAUCGUAUCGCUAAUGGAGAGGCGUCUGAUCUCAUCUGUGAUCGACCCAUCAGUUUACUUGUGAUGAGCUCUGGUACUACAGCAGGAAUUCAAAAUUUGAUUCCUUUGACAACAGAGGAUGGGGAACAGAGGAUUAUGUUUGGAUCUCUCUAUAGAUCUUUACUCUAUAAGUACGUCGAGGGGAUUAGAGAAGGAAAGUCUCUCACGUUCUAUUUCGUGAACCCUGAAAGAGAGACUGCCUCUGGGAUACUGAUCAGGACUAUGAUAACUUGUAUUUUGAAAAGCGUAAACAAAACCAACUCAUCUCUUUGGGAUAGAUUACAGAUAAGCCCGCAUGAAAUUUCUACUUGUGAAGACACUACUCAGAGCAUGUACUGUCAAUUGCUUUGUGGGCUUCUACAACGAGAUAAUGUAGCUCGCCUCGGUGCACCCUUUGCUUCUGUCUUCAUCAGAGUAAUCAAGUACUUGGAAGGUCAUUGGCAAGAGUUAUGCUCAAACAUAAGGACUGGCCGUCUCAGUGACUGGAUCACAGACCCUCAAUGUGUCUCAGGGAUUAGUAAGUUCCUCACCGCUCCAAAUCCGGACCUAGCGAGCCUUAUCGAGCAAGAAUGCAGUAAAACCUCAUGGGAGGCAAUAGUGAAGAGACUUUGGCCAAAAGCAAAAUGCGUCGAAGCCGUCGUUACAGGCUCCAUGGCACAGUACAUUCCGUUGCUGGAAUUCUAUGGCGGUGGUCUUCCGUUGAUUUCAUCGUGGUAUGGCAGCUCUGAAUGUUUCAUGGGUGUCAAUGUCAAUCCUCUGUGCAAGCCUAGCGAUGUGUCGUACACCAUCAUCCCAUCUAUGGCGUACUUCGAGUUCUUAGAGGUCAAGAAAGACCAACAAGAAGCUGGUCUUGAUCCCAUAGAGAACCAUGUGGUCGUCGAUCUUGUCGAUGUUAAAAUUGGCCAUGAUUAUGAACCUGUCGUCACAACGUUUUCUGGUCUGUAUAGGUACCGUGUGGGUGAUCUUUUAAGAGUUACUGGUUUCUACAACAAUUCACCACAUUUCCGUUUCGUGGGAAGACAGAAAGUUGUUCUGAGCCUCCACAUGGCCAAUACAUACGAAGAAGACCUCCUUAAGGCAGUGACAAACGCAAAGCUCCUGCUCGAGCCACAUGACCUGAUGCUAAUGGAGUUCACUAGCCGUGUGGAUUCGUCCUCGUUUGUAGGACACUAUGUGCUCUAUUGGGAACUUGGGAGCAAAGUCAAGGACGCCAAGCUCGAACCUAACCGCGAUGUUAUGGAAGAAUGUUGCUUCACCGUUGAGAAGUAUCUGGACCCUCUCUAUAGACAAGAACGAAGAAAAGAUAAGAACAUUGGACCUCUUGAGAUUAAGGUUGUUAAGCCUGGCGCCUUCGACGAACUCAUGAAUUUCUUUCUGUCUCGAGGCUCUUCUGUGAGUCAGUACAAGACGCCGAGGUCGGUGAAGACUGAAGAAGCCGUCAAGAUAUUGGAGGCCAACGUUGUUUCCGAGUUUCUUAGUCAGGAAACUCCGCCGUGGGGAUAAAACCCCGUCAUUUUCUCUUUUUUUUACUUGAGGGCAGCAGAUAGUUUAGAAAACUUUUCUUGAUUUUUUUAAUUACUAAAUUAGUCUUCCAUAUCAUAAUCUAAAAAU